Molecule: messenger RNA, 4271 nt
Organism: Acanthaster planci (crown-of-thorns starfish)
Lineage: Eukaryota; Metazoa; Echinodermata; Asteroidea; Valvatida; Acanthasteridae
Biological process (GO): protein localization to centrosome
Cellular component (GO): centriolar satellite
Source: RefSeq, a predicted model, not a curated record
AACGGUUAAGAAGUUCCAAACAACAUACACAAAACGUUAAAACAUAAAGUCAACGCGCGGCGGGUUGCUCGAAAUAUAAUACGUGUAUAGGAUACAGGCGGCACGCGAGGCCUGUCUAGCGUCAACUUUGGGAUGGACGUGACGGUUUCAAGAUCAAAACACGAUGGAAUUCAGACUAGCUGACUAGUGCAGUGGGUCAGUGCAGACAUCGAGGAAUCUCACAGAAUGGCAGGUAGGCCUACCGCGCCGAUGAAAAUAGCAACCAUAGUGAUGUACAUGCAAGCCAGCCAGUCUGAGGAUCAGGUAUGCAGUCAUGAAGGAUGCCAAGAAACAAAGGACAGUGGGUAAAAGUAAGCCAAGUCAAGCCUCUUUGGUGUCUAGAGGAUUAGCAGCGAGGCCAUCAUUAAUGAAACGUAAUGAUGGGAAGAGCAGUGAUCCUCCAUCAGUCCGCUCAGGUUACUCACUGUACUCAUCAGACUCAGACAGUACCACUACGGAAGUCAACCAAGGACUGGAUCGAUGUGCAAAACUCCUCGCCAACAUCUUAGAUAACAGCAACCAAGGUCAUUCUAUCAAAACUGGCCAUGCAAAAUACAGACUUCAAAAGCAGAAAUUGAAGACGGGUGUCAAGGCCCGCGGAGGUAACUCCACCAAUUUGGAGCCCAGGCCCCUCAAAAGCGGGCCGAGGCAUCCGGCCCCAGAACGGAAAUCCACCAGGACCUCGCAGGGGAAGUCUGUUCUCUCUAAGAGUGCCAAGGGAAAAGGUGCCAUUACCUCACCAACCCCAGCAGUGUCUGGAGCUAGACACGGAAGACGUAAGGCGUCGGGGUCAAAACGUUCAAUGCUGUCUGCUGUACACGUCAUCCCAACGGGUCAGGAUGAUUUACAAGACACACCCAUUAGAGAAGCAAACAGGGCAGAUUCCCAACCCAUAAAAAGGAGGACGAAACACGUAACAGCCCCAGGAUUCCAAGACCACCUGAUGUCAUCCACACCUGCCGAGAGGGAAUCUCCUAAGAAAGCUCAACCAGCGGCAGCGAAUAAAACCACCAGACUUCCAAGUCCUAGGCAGGAACCCCAGCCAUCCACCCUCUCCAAGGAGAGGCACGGUCCCGAAAAUUGUGUGAUCAUUCCAAGCAGGGAGGAUGCCACAGCUUUAAGAGACAAAGCUCCACCAGGUUCGGGCAACUCUCAGAGAGCAUUAAAUGCACCUGUUACCAAACCCAAAGCACUUCUUGAGAGGGAAAUAAUAAAGGCAACUAAGAAGCUGGAACCAGACAGGGAUUGGAUGCAGUGGUAUAAAGAGUCACUAGCUCAGCAGACUAUGCAUGAAGGCCUGGGAAAGGGGCAUAGUAAUUCUUUAUUGCGUGACCGAAAUGGUGGAGCAGACCAGGAGAUACCCUCUAAGCCAGAGAGGGAUGCUGGCCAGGGCAUCUUGGACAGUAGAGUAACUGCACAUCUUAGUAAGCAGCCAGCUUAUCAGCCUCUUAAAGACAGCGAGGAUCUUCUCAGGGACUUGGUGCAACAGCUGACCAUCCUCAACCAGCAGGAGAAAGGGUCCCCACCCCAGGGCAACACCGAGCAGAUACUGCAGGAUUUGAUUCAAAGCAAGCAGCUUGCCUCAUCAGAGAGGCCAGCCAACGGGAAGGAUACCUGUGGCAAAACUGAAGAAGUGAUCAAUCCUGCCUUGAUCACAGACUCUGGUCCCCCUCUGUGUACUGAUGGACGCAGUGCAGCCCUGCCAGAUUUCCAUGUUGACAGCAGACAAUCGUCCCUGAAGCAGCUUCUGUCUGAAUUCCGUCAAACUCCCUCACAGCAGACUCCCAGUGCCAUCAGGCGAGGUGAUCUGAUGUCCACAUUUCCAUCACAUGCUCCGUCCUUUGACGUCAGAAAGGGUGUAGGUAACAAGUAUCCCUCUGGAACAACAAAUCUAGAGCCCACAAAAGACACUCAGACGCCACAGCCUCACGUGCCAGGUGCUUUAUCUUCACAAGUGACUUUCCUCACCCCGGAGAAAGAUCACUUCGGCAGUGAAGUUGAUGAUGGGGCACUAAAUCAACUCUCCACACCUUACGUUCAUCAAGGUGGCCAUGAGAGUGAGGCCUUGCAACUAGGAAAAUACAUUCAAGUUGGCACACCUGCAGCUAUGGCUCCCACCAGCCCACCACGGAGCACAGAGCCAUUGACCGUUGAACCCAGAGGCCAGGCUGCCAAGCAGGGCUCCUUGCAGCAGAUCAGGAUGCUGAAGUACCUGCUAGGGGAGUUACAAGCCGUUCUGGCAGAUCACGAGGACAUCGAGGUGUCAAGGCUCCUGAAUGAGAUGGAGGAUGUUUGCAACACCCUCCCCUACACUACCCAGAAGCAGCUAUUGGACCUGAACACAGAGGUCCUACUGGCCCUCCAGCCCUUGCAGUCAGAGAACGGUCAGCUGCGCAGGCGUCUGCGCAUCGCCAACCAGCAGCUGAAGAGCAGGGAGGUGGCGGAGAGAGAGAAGAAAGACGAGUCCUCAGUCAGCUUAGAAUCAUUAGCUCUCCAGGCUCUGAAUUCCAAUCUUCAGAAGCAGCUGCGUCAGGAGAGACAGGAGAAGGAGCAGUUACUUAAGAAUAACCUGCAAAUGAGUAAAACCCUGGAAGAGAAAGAAAAACAGCAUCAGGACAUGCUCAGGAUAUUAAAUGAUAAGGACACCAACUUGCUGAAGACCCGCCAGGAGACCCUGGAGGAGUUGCAGGACUUGCGUGAAGCUCGCAGCGAGCUCCAGUCCAAGGUGGACUACCUGGAACUGCAGGUGGAGGGCGGAAGCAAAGAAGCCCGCAUACUGCAGCUGAGCUUGGACCAGCGAGACAAGGAGAUUGACAGAUUGAAGAGUUUCAAUCAGAGCCUCCAGGAGCAAGUCAGGAAGCUGAUGAGUCAGCGGGGUGAAGAUGCCAACUCACCCAGGACCUUGGGAGGAAUCGGCCUGCAGAGGAUGAGUCGACUUCUCAUGGAAAGGAGUCCAAACACAGCAAACAAAGAGAAUAUCCAAAGUCCGUCUUAUCACCACUCUUUCUCCAAGAGGCAUCCCCAGCCUGCCCAGAAGUCGGCAAUCUCCCUCUCCGAGUCACAAAAUCCCCCUGUGCACUUACAAAACUCACUCAAGAAGAGUCCCAAGCAGCGUGUUACGUUCCUGGAGACUCAAGAUCAGAGAGACGAAGACAUCAGCAAGUGGGCCAGGACUGACACACUGUGGAAAGACCAGCAAGAGCUUCCUGGUGAUUUGAUACGCUUUGGCGCAAAUACAGAUGCAGAUGAUCUCCAGGGGAACUCGCUUGAUGCCCUUGAAGGGAAGCCAGAUGGUUGGAUGAUGGGAAUCAAACCUUCUCUAGAACACGACGCCCUUGGGGCACAUGCGGCAGAUUCCCCAGACAUGCUUCGCGCUUCCCCCAGACAAGAAGCAGUGAUGCCAAGUUUUAGCAGGGACACACCUGAUCGGGAUCACAUGUACACUGCGGGCAAUGCGUUCAGUCAGAGCACAGCCUUUGAAAGACAAACUCUCCCGUUCCAGUCCAAUCCAAGAACUGCUGAGCCGGCUUUCAGCCAAGAACAGCGACUAGAGAUUGACCGGAAUUCCGUCAUGCCAACAUCUCACAAAGGAAUAGACUCCUACACAGCAACAUGGAAAGCACCCACUAAGCCUACACUCAACUCUGCUACCUCUGACUCCACCGUGUCUUCUGUAACCACCGAGUUUGAGGCUCAGUUUCAGAGUGGACUCAGGGAUCUGGAUGCGGAGAUCGGUAAACUACAAGCUAGUCUGAAAUACCCCACUAUCAAGUCAUUAUGAAUGGACGUUAGAAUGUACCGUAGGCAAGUCAUGAUAAAUUAGGUCUUCAUCCCCACAGAAUGUAAUUCUCAAUUUCUUUAGCCCCCUUCUUGCCAUUUGACAAACUCAGCGCACAAGAACAUUUUACAUUCCCAAGGCUUCCUGAGGUAAUUUUUAUUUGCUACAAUCCAGUACAUGUAUAUCCAAGUGAUUUCACAGAAGUACUGCGGUGCACAGUGUACAUGUACUCAACUUGUUGAUCCCACAACAUAAAUGACUUAAAAUGAAAUUCUGUGAGUACAUUAAAUGCAAAAUUCUGUACUCCGAGGACUUGACCAAAUCGUGACAUCAUCAUAUUGAAAACAAAAAGGCUUGUAGCAGCUCUGGUCCUGAGCGCUGAGUUACACAUGCCAAUACGGCCGUUUCACAAUAGUGCGCCACCAAGAGUUUGCAACGCGUUGGCCAAUCACAA